AUGCUACGUCAUCUACCCAUAUUGCUCAUCCUUGUUACCCCCGGAUACUGUAUGUUCCGCCCUCAAAGCCCUAAACAGCAAUGCGUAGAUCCAAAGGCUUAUUUUUCGGUUGAUGAGAACCAAAGUCGUCAGAGUUAUAACGAGGAGAACGAUGAGUUCUUCCACGUGGAGGAGAAUCUAGAAGUAUCUCAAAACCAACUGAUUCAAAGAGAUAUGGUUCAAGAAUCGAAUGGAAAUUGUGAAGAGGGAUGGAAGAACUUCAAAAGACCAUCGGGAAAAUGGUGUAUGAAGAUUUUCUACGAGGAUUCUAUAACCCAGUCAACUGCCGAGCAGCGUUGCCAAGCGCAAGGAGCGACUUUGUCAGGGCUUCAGAAUCAGUUGGAGUCGUUAUAUGUGACAUACACCGUCUCCACCCACAUCUACCCAAGCACUGGAAGCAUCUGGGUCGGCCUAAAAAGACAAACGAGUUGUGAGAAGGUUGGUUUGACUCGAAACUGCACCUGGGCUACCAGUUUCCUGUGGACCGAUAACUCGGCUACAGGAACCCAUGGUCUUGGAUGGGCAUGCAAUCAACCGGAUAAUGCUAGAAAUCGCAGCCAAAACUGUGCCACACUCACUGCUUCAUACACUGGAAGUGUGCUCGGAUCCCAGACGGCACUUUUGGAUGAUGUCAGUUGCGAUUUCGACUAUGUCAAAAUGGACAGAAAGGAUCGGGACAUCAAGGCGUACAUCUGUGGAAAGAAGCCGAAAGCCUAA
Molecule: messenger RNA, 756 nt
Organism: Caenorhabditis briggsae
Lineage: Eukaryota; Metazoa; Nematoda; Chromadorea; Rhabditida; Rhabditidae
Exons: 5
Coding region: 1-756 (251 amino acids)
Source: RefSeq, a predicted model, not a curated record